This is a messenger RNA of Microbotryum saponariae, 1036 nucleotides long. NCBI's taxonomy places the organism in Eukaryota, Fungi, Basidiomycota, Microbotryomycetes, Microbotryales, Microbotryaceae. The record is from the annotation of a GenBank genome assembly.
AUGUCCACCCCAACAACAGCACCCACCACCGCAAAAGCAUCCACGUCCAAGUCUUCACCAACAUUGACAGAACAAGGUACGUGCCGCCCAGACCUCGUCGCGACGAAGAGUCCUCUGGAGCAGGUUACUGAUGCAAGUGGACCCCACCUUUCUCUGAUAUCGGGUCGAUCGCGUCUAUAGAGGCCAACGCUUUGUUUAGGAACAAGACAGGGGAGCUACAAGCUCUAGCAAGCGUGCGUCAUACCCGUGGUCGCCUAAUCCUCCCAACUCCAACGUCCAGAGAACGACGAGUGGGGAGCUAACGCCGCCGAUUUGUGUCGAACCUCCUGUCCGACCAUGGUAUUGCACCGUCAACAGAAGAUCGGAGAACUGGAACGAGAAGCCGAAGAACAUGGGUACGUCCUACCACUUCCCUCUAUUGCCCUCCCCUCCCCAACGUCCCCCCACUAACCACUAACCACUUGCCUCUCUGCUCCUCUCCUCCUUCCCCCCUCCCGCAGUCUCGUAAUCGAAACCCUCACCGAAGCCAACGCCACAACCCCGGACCGUAAAUGUUUCCGCCUCGUAGGCGGGAUCCUCGUCGAACGUACCGUCGCCGACGUCCUGCCCGCUUUACAGACUCAGUUGGAACAGGUGCGCUUUUGUCUACGUCUGCCCGAAUGACCCCCCGAUUUUUGGGAUCGGAGCUGAUUUGUCGGGCCGUAUCGCGGGUUUUGUUUUAUUUGGGGGAGGGUACAGUUGAAGGGUGUGUUGGGGACGUUGUUGGGGGAGUACAAGAAGAAGGUUAGUCAGCAUUGCUUGUUUCGUUUCGGAUGGGAGGAAGCCCAACCAACCCGUUCGAGGUGUGCUGAUCCGAAUACCCGAUGGGUCGUCGACCUUCAGGAAACGAGCUUUUCAGAUUGGCAGAGGGACAACAACAGUGAGCCACAGUUGACCACCCACCACCUCGUACGAUCACAUCUAUGCAUCGACUGACACUCCAUAUAUAUUUUUGCGUCUCGUUCCUUCGCAGUUGUAGUACAACGGUGACCUGUAG